AUGGCCCCCGUCAUCGUCGUCCUUGUCCCCGGAGCCUGGCACCAGCCAGCCUGUAUGGACCAGCUUCGGGACGAACUCGGAAAGCUGGGACUCCAUUCCGUCGCCGUGGCUCACCCGUCCAUUGGCAGCACGUUGCAGCCACGGCCAAAUUUGGCAGACGAUGUAGCCAGCCUACACCGCACAAUCAAAAGGCUGGCUGAUGAGGGCCAUCUGGUGACGGCCAUGGCGCACUCCUAUGGCGGCGUGGUUGCCUCUGGGGCGGCCAAGGGCCUCGGAGUGGCAGAGAGAGGUGCAGCCGGACAGGCGGGCGGAAUCACCAUGAUGGUGUAUCUGGCUGCGUUUGCCAUCCCGGCAGGGCAAUCGCUGCUCGAGGCGGUUGGGGGAGUUCCACCCUCUUGGUGGGAUAUCCGGGGCGACCAGGUGUUUGGGGACAGUCCCGUCAUCAGUAAUCCGGCGGAGAUGCUCUACCAUGAUCUCCCCCGCCCGGCGCAAGACUACUGGAUCUCGCAGCUCCGUCCGAUCACGACCGCGGUGAGCGAGCUGCCCAACACGUAUGAGCCGUGGAAGCACCUCUCCUGCACCUAUAUCCUAACCGAGCAGGACCGGGCCAUCCCCUUGGCGGCGCAAGAGGCGAUGGUGGCAUGGAUGGGGGAGGUCACGACAGCGCGGGUGAACGCGUCGCAUUCGCCCUUUCUGAGCAUGCCGGGGGAGGUUGCUCGCCUCGUGCAGCACGCGGUGCAAGAAGGAUUGCAGAAGCUGCCUGCGGAAAGGAAGGCCGAGAUGUGA
This is a messenger RNA of Aspergillus heteromorphus CBS 117.55, 786 nucleotides long. Its product is annotated as alpha/beta hydrolase. Lineage: Eukaryota; Fungi; Ascomycota; Eurotiomycetes; Eurotiales; Aspergillaceae. Bases 1 to 786 code for a protein of 261 amino acids. The transcript has 2 exons. The record is from RefSeq and is a predicted model, not a curated record.